AUGCCUAGCACACGCCUGAACAAAGUCCAGAAACAAAUCGCCAAAAAGAAAGGCAAAAACGCCUCGCUCCAUGAGAACAGCAGAGACACGCAACGACUGCAGCGCGCGAGUGCCAGAGAUGACCGCCUGAAUCGGUUGGCGGCCAUUAGGGAGAAGCAGAAUAGGCACUACAUCUUGAGAGUAAAAGCCUUCCAAUCCUACACCCUCGAACACACCGCCUCCUUGACCAUCCCAGAAAUGCAAAAACUCAUUGAAGAUUUCCUCGGCCGCGACGACGAGGAACUCGCCAAAUUAAAAGCGGAGCGCCGACCCGGCAGACCGCCGAGCACGCGCGAGACGCAGCUAGAGCAGAAGCAGGCGAUGGAGCAGGGGGAAUAUACUAGCGGAUUUUGGAUGCCGGAGCUGGACAAGGAGAAUUUGAAGAAGUUGAAGUUAUGGAGCGGGAAGUGGGAAAGUUUGCCCACGUUGAGGUUCGUGAGGGUGACGAAGGAUGGGAGGAAGUUGGAGAGUAGUUUUCCACCUAAGGGGUUGUCGUGA
Westerdykella ornata is the source of this 537-nucleotide messenger RNA. RefSeq lists its product as uncharacterized. Gene Ontology annotation, cellular component: nucleus. The record is from RefSeq and is a predicted model, not a curated record. The transcript has 2 exons. Lineage: Eukaryota; Fungi; Ascomycota; Dothideomycetes; Pleosporales; Sporormiaceae. The coding region runs from base 1 to 537 and encodes 178 amino acids.